Molecule: messenger RNA, 1774 nt
Organism: Nerophis lumbriciformis (worm pipefish)
Lineage: Eukaryota; Metazoa; Chordata; Actinopteri; Syngnathiformes; Syngnathidae
Gene: syngr3a
Product: synaptogyrin 3a
Cellular component (GO): synaptic vesicle membrane; neuromuscular junction
Source: RefSeq, a predicted model, not a curated record
AUGCACGCCACGCAGGAGGCGGGAGCGCGCACGCAGGAGCGGUCCCUGCAGCAGAGCUCGGGCCGCGUGCGUGCGCGUGCGUGUGCGUGUGCGGUGGAGGAGCCUUGAGGAGCGCACACGGAACCAGCGAAGAUGGACGGAGUGGGAUCGUUCGGAGCGGGCCGAAGCGGGUCCACUGUGGACCCCAUUACCUUCGCCAAACAACCGCAGACCAUAUUAAGAAUCCUGUCGUGGAUCUUCUCCCUGGUGGUGUUUGCCUCCAUCGUGAACGAGGGCUACGUCAACAUGGGCAGCGAGCGUCUCUACUGCGUCUUCAACAAGAACGCGGACGCGUGCAACUACGGCGUGUUUGUGGGUCUGGUGGGUCUGCUGGCCGGCUCCUUCUUCCUGCUUCUGGACUACAAGUUCUCUUCCAUCAGCUCCGUCAAAGACCGCAAGAAGGCCGUCAUGCUUGAGGUGGUCUUCUCGGGUUUCUGGGCCUUCUUGUACUUUGUAAGCUUCUGCUUCCUGGCCACUCAGUGGUCCCAAACAACGGCCGACGAGCUGCCACUCAACCAGGGGGCGGACGCCGCUCGGGCCGCCAUCGCCUUCUCCUUCUUCUCCGUACUCACUUGGGCUGGUCUCACGGUGCGUGCGGUGCAGAAAUACCUGCUGGGCACCGACAUGAGUCUGUUCACCUCAGAGCAUGCAGACGCCCAGCCUUGUCCCUCCGACCCACCAGGGGGCACCGGCGAGUCCACAGAAGCUUACCAGAACCCGCCGUUUACAGAGAACAACACAGCACCGACGUACCAGGUGCCCAUUUAUUAGCCGGGGUCAAGACUAGAGAAAGGUCUCCCCCCCUCCCCCCCGUCACUUUUCAAAACCAUGUUAGCAAAUAUUUGCUUUCCUCCUCUCGUUGUUGACGUCAACAUUCCAGCUCUUUCCGCACUUUUCUACACUCGCUUUCACGCGGAGGACGUUCCUCGGCGGAAAGGUCGGAGAGAAAAGAGAAAACACGGAGGAGGAAUCAUAGGAGAUGAGGCGGCAUUCCAACAACAUACCACACUUUCACUUUCACUUUCACUUUCCUUCUGUCCUUGCAGUCGAACAGCGAUCACACGCAUUAAUUGGUUCCGCAUGUAGCAACUCAAGUACUCCAAGUGACUUCAUUUAGCAACAAUAGUUUCUGUGAGCAGUCACUUUGUCCUGCGGGGGCUUGUACUGCACUGCGGGGGAGCCACACUGGCUGGGUGUGGAUAGAGAAAGUGAAAGCAACAGCAGGUUGUUAAAAAAAUAAACAUAAAACAAAUGACAGAAACAUAAUAAAUGGGCAUAGAACCAUGCAAUCAAUAUGUUGGAGGAAAUGUAUCAAUAACAAAAUGUAUACAGUAUUUAUGUCGCAUUACUUUUUUUAUAUUCUCCCAGACAAAUCUUGUUCUUUUAGUUGAAUUGUGUUGGUUAAAUGUAAGUCACAUAUUCAGUUUUAUAUUUAUUAUUAGUAUCAUUAUUAUGUCUCUAUGUAUUUAGUUUAUAUUUUCCCUAACAUGUGUUCAUUAAUGCAUGAUAAAAAUACAUUAAUAAUGUAUUUUUUUUUUAUUAUUUGUAAUAAUACUUACAUAAAAUAAUACAUUAUGUAUUUUUAUUACAUAUGAAUCAGUAUGUGUUGAUUCAUACGUAAUAAAAAUUAAUCCUUAAUAAUAAUGUAUUUUUAUUUAAUAUUCAUACUACUAUUACCGUUAUAAGUAAUAUUAAAAUAAAUAAAAUAUUAAUGAUGUAUGUUUGUCAUGUAUGA